AAGUGUCCAGCUCCCCAUUUCUUGUAAACGCCACCGUUACAAAUAAUUCAUCUGGGCAGAUGAACAGCCAGACCCGUUGGUAUAGUCUGCUUUCCACACACUGGGUGAUUACACUUCACUGUUCUCCGCUGUCGACAGCAAAACAUUCAAGAAUUAAGAUAUGGCGUCUCUCAGCAUGACAGAAGACCAGUUGCGCUGUUCCAUCUGCCUGGAUCUCUUCGUCCACCCUGUCUCCACUCCGUGUGGACACAACUUCUGCAAAUCUUGUAUCUCUGACUACUGGGAUAUCAGGGAAGCCAUCUGCCCUCUGUGUAAGGAGACGUUCAAGAAACGUCCUGACCUCCACGUCAACACAUUCAUUAACGAGAUAAUCAACCAGUUCAAAUCGGCACAGGAGGACAUUUCUCCACACACCAUUUUGCCAUUGAGAGAGCCAGAACAGGGGGAUGCUACAGAUGGAGGAGUGAACAGGAAGAUCCAGGCCAGACUGAAGAAGGUGGAGGAGAUCAAAAACUCAGUGGAGAUCAGCAGAGCUAGUUCAAAGAAAGACAUAGAGGAAAGUGAGCAGGUCUUCACUGAGCUGUUGCGCUCCAUUGAGAGAAGCCAGGCUGACGUCGUCGGUGAGAUCCAGGAGAAACAGAGAGCUGUGGAGAAACAAGCUGAAUGUCUCAUCAAGGAGCUGGAACAGGAAGUAGCAGAUUUAGAGAGUGGAAAUAAUAAACAAGGGGAACUCCGUUCCACCCCACAACAGAUCUGUUCUGAGACCAGUGCUAGCGGUGGUGGAAAAACCAUCUGGGGAAUUGUGUCCCAACUGGAGGAUACCUUCAGAGAGGAGAUGAAGAAAGUCAUGGAUAAAGGGUUGAAAUUGCUGAAGACUAAUGCAGUGAACGUGAUUCUGGACCCCGACACAGCUCAUCCUUUCCUUGUUCUGUCUGAGGAUGGGAAACAGGCCAGACACAUCAACGAUUGGAGGAUCCUGCCUUUCAACCUCAAGAGGUUCAAUACCAGUAUCAGCGUUCUUGGGAGGACAGGGUUCUCCUCCAGGAGAUUCUACUUCGAGGUGCAGGUCUCUGGGAAGACUGACUGGGGCCUAGGAGUGGCCAGGGAGUCCAUCGACAGGAAGGGGAAGGCACUCCCGACCCCUGCGAUUGGCUACUGGACCUUGUGGCUGACCAAUAGGUAUGAGUACAGGGCUGCAGAUGAUUCUGGCUCCAUCCUCCUCUCCCUGAGAGAGAAGCCCCAGAAGGUGGGGGUGUUUGUGGAUCACAAGGAAGGGUUGGUGUCUUUUUACGACUCGGGAGCCAAGGUUCAUAUCUAUUCCUUCACUGGGUGCUCCUUCAAUGAGAAACUUUUCCCCUUCCUGAACUCUAGUGUCAAUGACAAUGAUAAAAACUCUGCUCCAUUUGUCAUUCUGCCUGUCAGUCAUAGAGGCUGACAGGCUGAUUGGUUAGAAAUCAAGAUGGGAUGGGCCACAUGUAUUUUGAUUGGUUCUGGUGUGUUGAGAACUCUGAUUCUUGACAUAGCCAAGGGAAGUAGGGCUGCCGCAACCCCUGAUAAAUUGAAAUAAUUUUGCCAAAAUUAUAUAAUGUCUUCUGUCUGAACACUGACUGAAUUUGUGCAGCACGUGCGCCAAAUAUUGAACAGCAUGUUGAGUUGUGGCCAUAGAGAUAUUAUCCAUAGAAGGAUUCUCACCUUGCCAAUUUUACUGGUAAACUCAUGGGUAAGCUUAAAAUGGCUGCCAGUCCUGACUUAAUGGACACUUUCCUUCUAUGGAUUGUGCUUCUAUGGAUUGUAUUUCUAUGGGUUUUCUUUUUCUCCGUUGCCGUCGGUGAAUAGCGAAAGGCCUUUUGCAAAUGUCUAAAUACAAUUGCGGGAAAUAUGUUAGGAAAGCAAAUGCCUACUGCUGAAAAGAGAAGACUAAUCUGUCUGUCGGAGCUACCAACUCAGACCAACAGCACUGUUUUUUAAAGUAGAUAAGGCCUAUCCUGAAACGAUCAUCGGUACAUUGACAAGGCUAAACAUAUUCAUGCUACCUUCAUCACUGGGUGAGUCAAUUCCAGUUGAAAGUUGAUUUAGAAUCCUGCUAUAAUACGUUUCCUCCUAAUGUUGUACAAUCUGUCUCGUUUCUUUUUAUUAGCCAUGGGCCAGGUCAAGACCAGGUCAUUUUUAAUUCAUCUGUUUGACAGUGUCAGAGUAGCCACUCAUUUCGUUCAUUUGUGUGGUAAUAUAAAAAAAUAUUCUGAUAAUGUCUCCUGUCAUGUAGGCUUAAAUGACAUAGAAUUGCAUUAAAUGCGUUUAUUAAAGGCCACAUUGUUUUAAGACCCUGCAAAAAAACAUCCCCAUCUGUGUCCUUCCUAAAAACGCUUCUGCUGAACUGUUUGCCAGUAUGCAAAUGUAAUGAUAUAUGCGAUAUCAUAAAUGGUAUUUUAUGAUUCUUGAACUCUGCCCCAUUUGUCAUUCUGCCUGUCAGUCAUAGAGGCUGACAGGCUGAUUGGUUAAAAAUCAAGAUGGAAUGGGCCACAUGUAAUUUGAUUGAUUCUGGUCUGUUGAGAACUGUAGUUCUUGAUGAUAGUACUGAUUCAAUAAUAAAUCUGCCUAUGUGUUGAA
Messenger RNA from Oncorhynchus nerka (sockeye salmon), 2607 nucleotides. RefSeq names its product E3 ubiquitin-protein ligase TRIM21-like. The record is from RefSeq and is a predicted model, not a curated record. The transcript has 9 exons. Gene Ontology annotation, molecular function: protein binding; ubiquitin protein ligase activity. Lineage: Eukaryota; Metazoa; Chordata; Actinopteri; Salmoniformes; Salmonidae. Bases 161 to 1435 code for a protein of 424 amino acids. Gene Ontology annotation, cellular component: cytoplasm. Gene Ontology annotation, biological process: protein ubiquitination.